CGCAUAAGCAGAGUGGUUGAAUAGGGCCCCACCCGAGGAGCGCUCCCUAGCGCGGCACCUGCGCGGACCAGAAAAUUGCAGGCUUUCUUGUACCAGGCAUUUACUGAGCGCCCAGUGUAUGCCACCUAAGUGAGCACGACCAAUGUAGUCUAUCAGGGAGGCCCUGACCGCCAAGCCCUGGGCCCCUGCGGUCCAUCAGGCCACCCCCGACACCUAGCACGCCGCCCAGCACACCGUAGGCGCCCAAUAACUGUUGUGCUCGAAUGACGGCCGCGGAGGCCCGGCGCUAGCGCUACAGGGAGAGGGUGGCGGGCGCCUCCUCUAGGGGACGCGACGCGGGCGCGGCGAGGCGGGGCGCACCUUCACGCUGGCGGUGCGGAUGGCGGCGCAAGGCGCAGGGCCAGGGCCGGGGUCGGCUGCGUCCCCGGGGCUGGAGGUGGCCCGGCAGAAGCUGGCGCUGCGGCGGAAGAAGGUGCUGAGCGCCGAGGAGAUGGAGCUUUACGAACUGGCGCAGGCAGCGGGCGGCGCCAUCGACCCCGAUGUGUUCAGGAUCCUGGUGGACCUACUGAAGCUGAACGUGGCCCCCCUCGCCGUCUUUCAGAUGCUCAAGUCCAUGUGUGCCGGGCAGAGGCUGGCGAGCGAGCCCCAGGACCCUUCGGCCUUGUCUCUGCCCACGUCGAGCGUGCCCGAGACCCGAGAGGCCUCCUUUCUCUCUGCCAGGAACAGUAGCCCCCCUGGGAGGCCCUCCUUUUCCUCUGGCCUGCAGCCUGCAGCCUCUCCGGUUCUGCUCCACAGCCUGGCUGCCACACACUCGCCUCUCUCUCCAGGCCCCCCAGGUUCCCUCCGCCUCUCUUGCUGCCUGUUCUCUCCUUUUGCAGGGAGAAACAAAGGCAGCACUGCCCUCACAGGAGCACUGGCCCUGGCAGAACACAGCAGCCGCGAAGGAUCCAGCCAGAGGAUGCCGCGCCAGCCCAGCGCUACCAGGCUGCCCAAGGGGGGUGGGCCUGGGAAGAGCCCUACGCGUGGCAACACCUAGGAUGGGGCAGAGACUUACCACAAGACUUUGUCCCCAGCAAAGGCUACAUGUUAUCUACUUCAGUUGAUAAUAAACCUUUCUGAGAUUCA
Callithrix jacchus (white-tufted-ear marmoset) is the source of this 1125-nucleotide messenger RNA. NCBI's taxonomy places the organism in Eukaryota, Metazoa, Chordata, Mammalia, Primates, Cebidae. The record is from RefSeq and is a predicted model, not a curated record.